Trichomonas vaginalis G3 is the source of this 687-nucleotide messenger RNA. Its product is annotated as pectin lyase-like family. The coding region runs from base 1 to 687 and encodes 228 amino acids. The record is from RefSeq and is a predicted model, not a curated record. Lineage: Eukaryota; Parabasalia; Trichomonadida; Trichomonadidae. The transcript has a single exon.
AUGAAAUCAGUCUUUGAUCAGAACAUUGCCUAUAAAUAUGGUGGUGCCCUUUGCUACGAAGGAGAUUCUCUUGCCCAGAAUGCUCUCAACGUCAAAUUAGUACUCCAAGAGUGCACAUUUAAUGGAAAUAGGGCAUACUCAUGCGGUGGAGGCUUAUCAGCCUUAGCCUGCAGAGAAGCAAUACUAGAUCAUUGCGAAUUUAAGCAAAACCAUGCCGCAUCAUUUGACGGAGGCAUGGAGUGCUGCUUGACAAAUAGAUUAGACAUUUUCGAUACAAAAUUCAUUAAUAACUACAUUACAAACAAUUUCCUGGAUGAUAAAGACGUUUCCGAAGAUGUCAGAAAACGUUAUCAAAAGUCGAUUAAGUUCGGAGGUGGAGCAUUGUAUUUCGGAGGCCCACCAAUGCCUAAAGAUGAAUCAGCACCAACAGCAUAUGCAUCUUUUUAUACACAAAGUUGCUGUUUCUUCAAUAGCUUUGUUUUGGACAAAGAUACAUCAGAAGUUUAUGAUUUUACAAAUACAGAAGAAGAUACAAACGAAUACCAAGGAAGAGGACAUGAAAUAUACCUGAAUUCUUAUAUUGGAUGGACUUCGAUGAAUGAUGAUUUCAAAGAACCAGAGUAUUCACAGUCAGUUCCUAAUCAUUACAUUUAUUUCGUUAAAAGUAAUGAACAAAAUCUAAAUUAG